This is a messenger RNA of Linum trigynum, 978 nucleotides long. NCBI's taxonomy places the organism in Eukaryota, Viridiplantae, Streptophyta, Magnoliopsida, Malpighiales, Linaceae. The record is from the annotation of a GenBank genome assembly.
AAAGCAAACUAAUUAGUAAUUAUUCAUUAAUAAUCAAACAAUUGAAUUAAAUUACUUGCUUUGCUUCAUCAAUUAUUCAAUGACAAUUGAGCAUUGACAAUAAUAGUAUUAUACAACACAAUUCUUUCAUCACUGUUGACCAUCAAUAAACCGCUAUCAUGCUAAUUAAGUAAUUAUUAAAAUUAUUCAAGUAACAAACAUUGUUGAAUCUAGAGACCAAAAAAGAGUUACACACCAUAAGCUAAGAUUCACCAAGAAUAGAUUAUGUUUCUGCCAUUAAAAUGAGUAAUGGAAAAAAAAAUUGGUUUGCUGGACCUGGACGAGACAACUCACCAACUGUUUUACUUUUACAGUUUUACUGUUUUACAAUCGUCAUUAUUCAUUAAGCAAAAGUGCAAAACAAAUACAGAGUGAACUUGGAUGUGAAGUACAGGCAGCCACACGCACACCCGCCCACAUGUCUAUUUUACAUGGCCAGUACAGACAGCGGAGAAGGGACGGUGAGCCGGAGAAGAUUACCUCUAAAGUUGACGGAGAGCCGGAGAAGGGACGGCGACGGUCUGACGGAGUUCAACGGACAGCGGAGCGGGGAUUUGGGCUGCUGUCUGCUGGCUUCGACGGGGUUUGACGGCUGGCUUCGACCAACAACGAUGAACAGGGUUCGACGGGGUUCGACGGCUGGCUUCGACGGGGUUCGAGUUCGACGGCUGGCUUCGACCAACGACGAUGAACAGGGUUCGACGGGGUUGACGGCUGGCUUCGACGGGGUUCGAGUUCGACGGCUGGCUUCGACCAACGACGAUGAACGGAGGAGGAGGGAUCGGCGGUCGUUGACUCGUGGUUUGAUUGGGAUCGGCUGGCUUAGAUCGUUAGGGAAUUACUAAUUCCGAAUUAGGGCUUUUUAGGGUGGGUGGUCGUCGACUGUUCUCAUUUAUGACGAUCCGCAUCCGCUGAUGAAAAUCAAUCUCCCAUUCGGUG